AUGGCACCCAGAUUCAAGGACGGGGAUGCCGUGGUCUCCUUCAACGGCAAAUGGGUCGCAUGGACUCACACCAUCUUUGCAUAUGCCGCCUUUUUCAGCGCGCUGAUUGUCGGUGUCGCAUUGCAUUACCAUAAGAUCGUCCAAAAUGAACACUACGGUUACCCCGACGAAUGGUUCCCCUCCGUCUCCGCAACCAUUGGUGAUCGAUACCCCGAACGAUCCUUCUUCCAAGUCUUUAUUGCCAUCACCUCCGGUCCUCGUUUCGUUCUCGUUUUCUUGUGGUAUGUGCUGACCGCACGUCCUAAUUCGACCCUGCCCAAGAUUGUUGCUGGCGUGGGCAUCUUCCGAACUCUGACUUGUGGUGGAUGGACCUACGUUACCUCCACCGAUGAUCACGAUUGGCAUGACAUUUUUAUGAUCUCCUAUCUUGUCGCCACCCUGCCAUGGACCCUGGGCUGCCUCGCCUUGAGCCCUAACAAUCGCCGAGCCGUCAAGUACCGCAAGAUCAUGGCCAGCCUUUUCUUUGGAACCCUGGUGCCAUUGAUCUAUUACUUCAUCCAGCACAAGGUGCACAAGGUUCCUGGUGCCUACACACGCUAUGCUUUCUUCGAGUGGUCCUUGAUCCUGUUUGAUGUUGGAUUCGAUGCAAUCACCGCGCUGGACUUUGAGGGCUUCGAGCUUGUGGUCCGUGACGUGAAGGGAAUGAGCAGAGGGCAGUUGAAGACGACUGCGGAUUCUGUUCUCGAAAAAGAGAAAGGCAAGCCUGUCGGCAAUACCUUCGGUGAAGGUUUCUUCUGGGCCGAGAUUCUUGACGCUGCUUGUGAUGUUUACAACGGGUUCGUCUUCUGGACCAUCGUGACUGGAUUGCCUGUUCUUGUGUGGUACUUCCCCCUAUGGCACAUGGGCAUCUCAGGAUACGAGGUUGCAAUCGCGGCUGUUAUCUCCCCCGUGUUCCUCGCCAUCCCGUCUCUGCGAUAUGCUGCUAUCAAGAACCUGCGGGGACUCCACCUGCUUUCGCUGGUUUCCCUGCUGGCGUACAAGUUCCAGGACCCCGCCAACCGCCUCUUCGUGACUGCAUUUGCCCUUGCAGCCACAUGCGCUGCAUGGACUGCUACGUUCUUCGCUGAGCGUGGCAACACCCCCCGCCUUGAGACCCGUAUCAUGGCAUGGGGUAUCGGUCUCAUCAUGUCUGUCGUCGCUAAAUUCGCUUGCUCUACUAACAACCCACUCUGGCCUAUUAUGCACACUGAGAAUGGUGGCUGGAACAAGAUUGGUCUUGCUAUCGCGAUUGUUUCCGUGCUGAGAUCCUACCGGCCGAACUUCACCAGCGGCGGCGACUAUAUGCCUGCCGGCGGCAAGAAGGGCUCGUCGCUUCUGGCCGGUGUUGGAUUUGCCGGUCUCAUGUUCGCCAUUGUUUCUCUAUUGACCGACUCCAGCACCAUGAUCUCCUGGGUUUGGGAGGGAUACCCCGUUCGUGGACCAAUUGCGGUUCCCCACGGUGCGGUCACCAUUUUCGCCAUGGGUGCUGGUCUGAUUUUCGGUGUGUUCUAUCCUCGCGUGGCAGGCAGCUGGACGGCGUAUGGCCUUGGAUCGGUUGGUGCCGCCCUUCUCACCUAUUACCACCACUGGACCGGCUACUAUGGCGCCCUCAUUUUUGCAUUCUACAUCAUGGCCGCCGCUCCAUUCAUCAUCACCUCUUGCGUCCGCCAUUCCCCAGGGAGUACAUUCGGCCUCGGGUUCUUUCUCUAUGUCUUCCUGCUCCUUUUCCAUGUCUGGGUUGUUGCAUACGCCUUCGUUCCCGGUGGCCCCCUUGUUCGUGAGCGUACCGAUUGGCUCAUGAUUACCACUAUGCUCUUCAUUGGAGCUGGCGUGUUCUCUGCUGCCACCACCAACUCAUCCCGCACCCGCAAGCACAAGCCUGUUAGCCCCAACAGUAAGAGACAGCGAUCCUACUAUAUCUACGUCCUUGCUGCGCUGCAGCUGCUUGCUGUGUCUAUUGCGUACCUGCGUUUCCCGACUAACGACUACACACCUCACCACAAGGAGGACAAGGUUGUGACCGCUGGUAUCUGGACAGUUCACUUUGGACUGGACAAUAACAUGUGGGCUGCAGAGCGACGCAUGCGUGAUGUCCUCGGGGAGCUUGAGCUGGACGUUAUUGGAUUCCUUGAAUCUGAUAACCAGCGCAUUAUCAUGGGUAACAAGGAUGUCACCCAAUAUAUUGCCGAAGAUCUAGGCUACUACGCCGACUUCGGCCCGGGCCCUAACAAGCACACCUGGGGCUCUGCUCUUCUUUCCAAGUUCCCCAUUGUGAAUUCCACUCACCAUCUUCUUCCAUCGCCCGUCGGUGAGCUAGCUCCUGCCAUUCACGCCACCCUCGACAUGUAUGGUGAGAUGAUCGACGUGGUUGUUUUCCAUUCCGGCCAGGAGGAAGAUCCGGAGGACCGUCGUCUUCAGAGUGAAUAUCUGUCGAACUUGAUGGGCUCCUCCCCUCGUCCUCUUAUUCUGUUGAGUUACCUAGUCACCAAGCCACUCGAGGGUAACUACAACAACUAUGUUAGUGAGGUGAGCCACAUGAAGGAUAUCGACCCCACCGAUUGGGACCGAUGGUGCGAGUACAUUCUCUUCAAGGGCUUGAAGCGAACUGGCUACGCCAGAGUUAGUCGCGACACUAUCACCGACACAGAAAUCCAGGUCGGCAAAUUUGUCAUCGGUGAGCCUGAGCCGGAGAACGAGAUGCGUAUCCCGGAGGAGAUGGUACCUGCUGGCCGCCGUUUUCCUGCUCUUUUCCGUGGUGAUGGUGUCCGUGGACACCGCUAUCAUGUCUUCGAUGAGCCCCGGUACUGGCAAUAA
This is a messenger RNA of Penicillium waksmanii, 2853 nucleotides long. RefSeq lists its product as uncharacterized. The transcript is spliced from 7 exons. NCBI's taxonomy places the organism in Eukaryota, Fungi, Ascomycota, Eurotiomycetes, Eurotiales, Aspergillaceae. Gene Ontology annotation, cellular component: endoplasmic reticulum. The record is from RefSeq and is a predicted model, not a curated record. The coding region runs from base 1 to 2853 and encodes 950 amino acids. Gene Ontology annotation, biological process: fungal-type cell wall organization; GPI anchor biosynthetic process.